Messenger RNA from Pelecanus crispus (Dalmatian pelican), 1531 nucleotides. RefSeq names its product potassium voltage-gated channel modifier subfamily S member 3 (gene KCNS3). Gene Ontology annotation, molecular function: protein binding; voltage-gated potassium channel activity. The record is from RefSeq and is a predicted model, not a curated record. NCBI's taxonomy places the organism in Eukaryota, Metazoa, Chordata, Aves, Pelecaniformes, Pelecanidae. Gene Ontology annotation, biological process: action potential; protein homooligomerization; potassium ion transmembrane transport. Gene Ontology annotation, cellular component: membrane; voltage-gated potassium channel complex.
CCGUGUAAUCUCGUUGGGCACCAGCAGUGAAACUCUUCUGUUCAAAAUGGUUUAUGGUGAAUUUUUCCACAGACCUGGCAAAGAUGCAGAACUUAUCAAUUUGAAUGUGGGUGGCUUUAAGCAAUCGGUGGAUCAAAGCACCUUGCUCCGAUUUCCCCAUACCAGACUCGGGAAACUUCUCAAAUGCCAUUCAGAAGAGGCUAUUCUAGAACUGUGUGAUGAUUAUAGCGUUGCAGACAAGGAAUAUUACUUUGACAGGAAUCCUUCCUUGUUCCGAUAUGUUCUGAAUUUUUACUAUACGGGCAAACUUCAUGUCAUGGAAGAACUUUGUGUCUUUUCCUUCUGCCAAGAAAUAGAGUACUGGGGGAUAAAUGAGCUGUUUAUUGAUGCCUGCUGCAGCAAUCGGUACCAGGAGAGGAAAGAAGAAGGUCCUGAGAAAGACUGGGAUCAGAAGAGCAAUGACAGAAGUAUAGACUCCUCUAAUGAGGAGUCAUCCAUAUUUGAUAAAGAGCUGGAAAAGUUUGACAAUCUGUGUUUUGGUGAAAUAAGAAAGAAGAUCUGGGUCAGAAUGGAAAAUCCUGCAUACUGCUUGUCUGCCAAGUUAAUUGCCGUGUCAUCCCUGAGUGUUGUCUUGGCGUCAAUCGUGGCCAUGUGCAUUCACAGCAUGCCAGAGUUUCAAAGGCUGGACGCCAAUGACAGGGAGAUUGAAGACCCUGUGCUGGAAGCUGUGGAGAUUACGUGCAUCAUCUGGUUCACUGCUGAGCUAGUGAUCAGGCUCAUCACCGCUCCCAGUCAAAAGAAGUUCUGGAAGAAACCACUGAAUAUCAUUGAUUUUGUUUCUAUUAUCCCAUUUUAUGCCACCUUGGCUGUGGACACAAAGGAAGAAGAAAGUGAAGAUAUUGAAAACAUGGGGAAAGUGGUUCAGAUCCUGCGGUUAAUGAGGAUAUUUCGCAUCCUGAAACUGGCCAGGCACUCUGUAGGACUGCGGUCUUUAGGCGCCACAUUGAGACAUAGCUAUCAGGAAGUUGGACUUCUGCUUUUGUUUUUGUCUGUUGGGAUUUCUAUUUUUUCAGUGCUUGUCUACUCAGUGGAGAAAGAUGAUGACUCAUCAGAACUGCACAGCAUCCCUGUUUGCUGGUGGUGGGCAACCAUCAGCAUGACCACUGUUGGUUAUGGAGACACUUACCCAGUCACGCUUGCUGGAAAGCUGCUCGGCACCCUAUGCAUUAUCUGUGGGAUACUAGUUGUAGCACUUCCAAUCACUAUUAUUUUCAAUAAGUUUUCUAAGUAUUAUCAAAAACAAAAAGAUAUUGAUCCAGACCAAUGCAACAAUGAUCGCAAAGAGAAAUGUAAUGACCUACCUUAUUUUAACAUUAGGGAUAUUUAUGCAAAAAAGAUGCACUCCUUCAUUUCUAGCCUUUCUUCAGUAGGAAUUGUAGUCAGUGACCAAGAUUCAACAGAUGCCUCCAGCAUCCAAGAUAUGGAGGAUGUUUACAACACAACAUCUUUAGAAAAUGGUACAGGAAAAUGA